AUGGCAGACCAGAUCCAUGGUUCAAUCUCCAGUCAUCAUUCGAGUCACCUUACCCACCGUUCAGACACCCCUUCGCUGGCUGUAAUCAUGCUGUCGGAGCAGGCAAUGGCCUCUGGUGUUGAACCAACGCCCUACCCCGUUGCCCAAGGGUCUUUCGAUGAGGAGGAACAGCGCUCGUCCCGUUAUACACCAGAAAGUGACCCUUUCCAGCUAGCAAGUAAAUUGAUAUCCGCCGACGAAAUCAACAAGAUCAGAGCAAAUACAGCGCGGAAACGAGGUUAUGCAAACCCUGGCGUCAAGAGCGCCUCAAGAAAACUUCAAGGAUUCUAUACACUCCAGAACCAGAAUAUCGAAAGGCUUUUGAAGCCGGUGGACGAACAUGUACGGCUGGCCAAAGAAUACAACUCGCAGAAUCAACUCAAGUACAAGAUUGCCGUCUAUGGCAGCUUUGCCGCGAAUGUUAUUCUAUCAAUUCUCCAGCUCUACGCCGCAAUUGCGUCAGGAUCCCUGUCCCUUUUCACAACCAUGGCCGACGCAGUAUUCGAUCCUCUCUCGAACCUGGCCCUACUCGUCUCCCACAAAGCAGUAAAGCGCGUCGAUGCGCGUAAAUUCCCAGCCGGCAAAGCCCGCAUCGAAACCGCCGGGAAUAUAUUUUUCUGCUUCAUGAUGACUGCAGUAUCAAUGAUUUUGAUUUCAUUCUCUAUCAAGAGCCUGGCCGACGGAUACACUGAGAAUACAUUGGGAUUUGAAAUUCCACCUGUUGUCGCCGUGUGUAUUGCAUUUUUCACCAAGUUCUCCCUCUUCCUGUAUUGCUGGGCGUUACGGAACCAGUACUCCCAAGUCCGAAUUCUGUGGGAAGAUCACCGCAAUGACCUCUUUAUCAACUGUCUCGGUAUCUUGACUUCCGUCGGUGGCAGUAAGCUCAAAUGGUGGAUUGAUCCCAUGGGUGCCUUGAUCCUCUCCUGCCUUAUAUCCGUUCUGUGGCUUCGGACAGCAUAUUCCGAAUUCCAGCUCUUGAUUGGAGUCACGGCAGACACGCAAACGCAACAGUUGAUCACGUAUAUAUCAAUGACCCAUUCCCCAUUGAUUCAAGCCAUCGACACCGUGCGCGCUUACACUUCGGGGCCACGGUUGGUCGUUGAAGUCGAUGUCGUUAUGGAUCGCAAUGAGAGCCUUAUGGCCACUCACGAUGUUGCGGAGGAACUGCAAAUGAAGCUUGAAAGCCUCCCAGAUGUGGAGCGGGCAUAUGUCCAUGUCGACUACGAGACAACGCAUAAGCCAGAGCAUUUCUUGAAAAAGGAGCUCUAA
Messenger RNA from Paracoccidioides brasiliensis Pb18, 1308 nucleotides. RefSeq lists its product as uncharacterized. The coding region runs from base 1 to 1308 and encodes 435 amino acids. Gene Ontology annotation, molecular function: monoatomic cation transmembrane transporter activity. Gene Ontology annotation, biological process: monoatomic cation transport; transmembrane transport. The record is from RefSeq and is a predicted model, not a curated record. The transcript is spliced from 2 exons. Gene Ontology annotation, cellular component: membrane.